This is a messenger RNA of Tupaia belangeri chinensis (Chinese tree shrew), 3119 nucleotides long. It is a transcript of the gene AMPH, whose product is annotated as amphiphysin. The record is from RefSeq and is a predicted model, not a curated record. Gene Ontology annotation, molecular function: protein binding; phospholipid binding. Gene Ontology annotation, cellular component: synaptic vesicle; cytoplasm; plasma membrane. NCBI's taxonomy places the organism in Eukaryota, Metazoa, Chordata, Mammalia, Scandentia, Tupaiidae. Gene Ontology annotation, biological process: synaptic vesicle endocytosis. The transcript is spliced from 22 exons. The coding region runs from base 1 to 2208 and encodes 735 amino acids.
AUGCCUUGGACCCAGAAGUUUCAGUUUUCUGAGCAAGCCGAGAUGUUAUUUAAAAUCAGGCCACUAAUAGCAGAACCAGGUUGUCGAAGAUCAGCUUCCCACUCUGGAGUCACAGCUUGCGUGAGCACUUACUCUGUCCUGAGCCCAGUCUUUGGUGCUCAGGAUGCAGCAGCGCCCCAGACAGUGCCCUCUCCUUCAUGGGCUUAUGAUGGACAGCAGAAACAGGUCCUUCAGAAGCUGGGGAAAGCUGAUGAAACAAAAGAUGAACAGUUUGAAGAAUAUGUCCAGAAUUUCAAACGACAAGAGGCAGAGGGGACCAGACUUCAGCGAGAACUCCGAGGCUAUUUAGCAGCAAUCAAAGGCAUGCAAGAGGCCUCAAUGAAGCUCACCGAGUCACUGCAUGAAGUCUAUGAGCCCGACUGGUACGGGCGCGAAGAUGUGAAAAUGGUUGGCGAGAAGUGUGAUGUUCUGUGGGAAGACUUCCAUCAGAAACUAGUGGAUGGAUCCUUGCUGACACUAGACACCUACCUGGGACAGUUUCCUGACAUAAAGAACCGCAUCGCCAAGCGCAGCCGAAAGCUGGUUGACUACGACAGUGCCCGCCACCACCUCGAAGCUCUGCAGAGCUCCAAGCGGAAGGACGAGGGCCGGAUCUCUAAGGCAGAAGAGGAAUUUCAGAAAGCACAGAAAGUAUUUGAAGAGUUUAAUGUUGAUUUACAAGAAGAGUUACCAUCAUUAUGGUCAAGACGAGUUGGAUUUUAUGUCAAUACUUUCAAAAACGUCUCUAGCCUUGAGGCCAAGUUCCAUAAGGAGAUUGCAGUGCUCUGCCACAAACUGUAUGAAGUGAUGACGAAACUGGGCGACCAGCACGCCGACAAGGCCUUCACCAUUCAAGGCGCUCCCAGCGAUUCCGGUCCUCUUCGCAUUGCAAAGACGCCAUCACCCCCUGAGGAGCCUUCACCUCUCCCGAGCCCCACGGCCAGUCCUAAUCAUACCCUGGCACCUGCAUCUCCUGCACCAGCGCGGCCAAGGUCACCUUCACAGACAAGGAAGGGGCCUCCUGUCCCACCUCUGCCCAAAGUCACCCCCACCAAGGAGCUGCAACAGGAGAACAUCAUCAAUUUCUUUGAGGACAACUUUGUUCCAGAAAUCAGUGUGACAACACCGUCUCAGAACGAAGUCCCCGAAGUGAAGAAAGAGGAGACUUUGCUCGACCUAGACUUUGACCCUUUCAAGCCGGAGGUUGCACCUGCGGGUUCUGCGGGAGUGACCCACUCCCCCAUGUCUCAGACAUUGCCCUGGGACCUAUGGACGACAAGCACUGAUUUGGUACAGCCGGCUUCCGGUGGUUCAUUUAAUGGAUUCACCCAGCCUCAGGACACUUCAUUGUUCACAAUGCAGACAGACCAGAGCAUGAUCUCCAACUUGGCUGAAUCUGAACAGGCUCCACCCACAGAGCUGAAAGCAGAGGAGCCCUCUGCAGCUGCCACACCUGCUGCUGGACUGGACCUUGGACUGGAUGCUCGGGCAGAGGAGCCAGUAGAGGAAGCAGCGAUGGUCCCUGGAACUGAGGCUGAGGCGGCUGGUGGAGCCCUGGUGUCAGCAGUCGAGGGGGCCCCAGUGGAAGCAGCAGAGGCAGAGAAGGCAGCUGUCCCUACUGAGGAAGGAGAAAGUUUGGAGGAGGCCAGAACUGAAACCGAAGCCAUGGAGACUGUAGAUAGUGACAGACCUCAACCAGAAGAGGCAGAAGCAGCAGCACCUCAGGAGAAGGUCAUCCCUUCUGUGGUGAUAGAGCCAGCCUCCAACCACGAAGGGGAGGGAGAACACGAAGGUGCAGAGCCCAAAGAAGCCCCCGAAGACGCAGCCCCUGCAAGCCCCGAGUCUGCGGAGCAGAAGCCGCCGGAGGACGCUGUGCUGGCGGCCUCUGCACCUGCUGGAGCCUCGGAGCAGCCAGCAGGAGCGGCCUCUCAGGAAUGGCCUCCUGGCUUCCUCUACAAGGUGGAAACACUGCAUGAUUUUGAGGCAGCAAAUUCGGAUGAACUCACUUUACAAAGGGGCGAUGUGGUGCUGGUGGUCCCCUCGGAUUCAGAAGCCGACCAGGACGCAGGCUGGCUGGUGGGAGUGAAGGAAUCAGACUGGCUCCAGUACAGAGACCUCACCACCUACAAAGGCCUCUUCCCAGAGAACUUCACUCGGCGCCUGGAGUAGGGCAACAAGUAUUGCAGAAAGCUCAACGCCUGGGUUUUUAACCUCGUGAAAACCUGAAGGGUUCACUUUUGCUAUCACACUCUUCCCGAGUUACCGACUGAUGCCAGACAACGCUUGAGAAGAUGUAUCCAUGGAGCAUGUGUGCAAGAAAUGUCAGAAAAAACGUAAAUCCAGGAAAAAGUCCUCUCUCGUUCCCAUGUUGUUGAUAGCAGGUUGUUUGUGCUUUGUCCGAGCUGUGGAGACUCUCGUAUUGUUCCCCUCCUGCCAGUUCUAAAGUAGCUUUCUCCAGACCAGACCUUAAACUCUCUGCAGCAAGUGGUGCCGAGCAGCUGCCCUGCGAAGGGGCCAUGAGUUAGAGAGAUUAUUUGACUCCCUUGCCCGGUGUGAGCACAUGCGCUCCCUCCCUUUCAGGUUUACUGUGUUUAAAAUUAAACUGCUGCAAAAGUUUUCAAUGUUAUUUUCCAACACACCUAUCUGUGUGCGUGUGGAUAUGUACACACACACGCCAUCACACACUAGUUCCCAUGACCGCUGAUCUAUGUGUAUGCGGAAGGGACAUAUACAUAGCUGCUUUCUUCCCUUUCCAUCCUAGCGUUGCCUCCAGUGUCAUGAUACAUGCAUUGCCCGUUCUCUCGGCAUGACAGUUGCCGUUUUGCCUCAAGGCAGAACCAGCCAUCCCAUUGCCAAAACAGUCGGCAGUUUGUGUUUGUAUCGUGCGGUUUUCGGGAUGAGAUGAUGACUUGCACGCCCGAGCUGUCGCCCCGUCCGAGAAAGCAGAGCCUGGCUCCCCCUGGGCGGCCACCGCCACUGCAGCUGGGGGUAGUCUUGUCCGGAUGUGCAGCAGUCUUCACUUCGGCCUUUCUGAGAUUGGCUAGAAGACGGGGCGUAUUAAUUCACCCCCAAAAGAACAC